Alternaria rosae is the source of this 1518-nucleotide messenger RNA. RefSeq names its product cytochrome P450. Lineage: Eukaryota; Fungi; Ascomycota; Dothideomycetes; Pleosporales; Pleosporaceae. The transcript has 2 exons. The coding region runs from base 1 to 1518 and encodes 505 amino acids. Gene Ontology annotation, molecular function: iron ion binding; oxidoreductase activity, acting on paired donors, with incorporation or reduction of molecular oxygen; monooxygenase activity. The record is from RefSeq and is a predicted model, not a curated record.
AUGUUUUCUGCAACGACCUUGGUACUCUCUUUGUUAGCCGCAUACCUAAUUUCUAUAACGACUUACAGAGUCCUGUUUCACCCUCUACGCAACGUUCCUGGUCCCUUCUUUGCACGCUUCAGUAAGCUAUGGCUUGCAUGGCACGUCCGUAAAGGACAAUCGCACAUCUACUUCCCUAAGCUACACGCGCGAUACGGACCCAUUGUGCGCAUAGCACCCGACCAAGUCCUAGUGUGCGACGAAGGCGCUAUCAGAACCGUCUAUGGAGCAGCGACGUCGUUUACGAAGGGAGAUUGGUAUCGGAUAGCUGGCGCACCUGACAAAAAUCGGAAACCCGCUGAGGAGGUUCUUGAUAUGUUGACGGAAACAAAUAUGGAGAAGUAUCGCAGGCAAAGAAGAGCUAUCGGGCCUGCCUAUAGCAUUGCAGGGCUGGAAAGACAUGAGGGGCUGCUUGAUAGCUAUGUCAAUCAGUUUAUUGGCAGGCUGAAGGAGUUUGGAGCAAAAGAGGUGGACCUUGCGAAGUGGACCCAUAUCUUCGCCUUGGAAUCCAUGAGCCAGUUCACUUUAGGCAAGCGACCAGGAUACACGGAGAAAGGUAGUGACGAAGGGAACGGAGAUGCCAGCGAUGCGUUAUGGCAGUGCUUCACCGUCAUCGGUCUGUUCCCAGGCUUUGUAAAGCUUAUGCAUGCGAUACCAAAGAUCGGCAUAUUGCUCGUCCUACCCGCGUCCUUACUCCUAGGUGUUAGACUACCAAAGGUUUGGCCCGUCUUCAGCUUCUCUGCUCCGAACAUCAUGCAAAGAUUGAAAACAUUGGAAAGCACGAGGAAUACGGAUAUGUUGGCUACUUUGAUGCGCCUUCAUCACGACAAAGAGGCGCGUUUCCCUGCUUCGUGGGUUCUCUCAAUCGCACUUACCAACUUCGGCGCUGGACACGAUACGCUCAUGUUCACACUUUCUUCGGUCAUUUAUCAUACGUAUCAAUCCCCAGCCAUCAUCACCCGUUUACGCAAAGAUAUGGAAAGCCAGGGUAUCACAAAGGACACCGAGUACGCGGAGAUGAUUCAAAAAGUACCCUUGCUCCUUGCCGUCAUGAAAGAAAGCAUGAGGAUCUGGCCUACGCUCGGAUGGUACAUCCCUCGCCUCGUACCUGCUUCAGGAGCUACACUAUGUGAUACCUACCUUCCACCUGGUACUACGGUCGGGACCAAUCUCUGGGCUUCACACUUUGAUCCUAAGGUUUUUACAAAUCCCCAUGCGUUUGAUCCGGAUAGAUGGCUUUCUGGUGGUAGUGAGGAUAAGAUGAGGGAGAUUGGCAGGAUGGACAGCAUGUGGAUGGGCUUCGGGGGUGGAGGCAGGAGCUGUCCUGGACAACAUCUUGCGAGGCUUUUCGUCAUCAAGACGUUGGCUCGAUUGGUCAUGGAAUGUGACGUUGAGCUGAACGGCGAGCCGAAGAUUGGCGGUUGGUUCCAGUGCACGAUGAAGGGGGUUGAGAUGAGUGUCAAGGAAAGGAAGAUGUGA